Callorhinus ursinus (northern fur seal) is the source of this 5287-nucleotide messenger RNA. RefSeq names its product zinc finger CCCH-type containing 14 (gene ZC3H14). Gene Ontology annotation, molecular function: metal ion binding; poly(A) binding. The record is from RefSeq and is a predicted model, not a curated record. Gene Ontology annotation, cellular component: nucleus; cytoplasm. Gene Ontology annotation, biological process: regulation of mRNA stability. Lineage: Eukaryota; Metazoa; Chordata; Mammalia; Carnivora; Otariidae.
CCGGUGGGGGCGGGUCACGCAGAUCGCGAGGCCCGGAGCAGUGCUGGUGGCUGGCGGCUGCGGCGGCGGAGCUGCGGGGCCGGGAGCCGGCGCGGGGCUCUGGGUAAGCGAGGCGCCGCGCAGUGGUGAGCCCGCCGGGAGCCAUGGAAAUCGGCACCGAGAUCAGCCGCAAGAUCCGGAGUGCCAUUAAGGGGAAACUGCAAGAAUUAGGAGCUUAUGUUGAUGAAGAACUUCCUGAUUACAUUAUGGUGAUGGUGGCCAACAAGAAAAGUCAGGACCAAAUGACAGAGGACCUGUCCCUGUUUCUAGGGAACAACACAAUUCGAUUCACCGUAUGGCUUCAUGGUGUGUUAGAUAAACUUCGCUCUGUUACAACUGACCCUUCCAGUCUUAAGUCUUCUGAUACUAACAUCUUUGAUAAUAACGUGUCUUCAAACAAGAGCUGUUUCAGUCGGGGAGAUGAGAGAAGGCAUGAAGCCGCAGUGCCGCCUCUUGCGGUUGCUAGCACUAGACCUGAAAAAAGAGAUUCCAGGGUUUCUACUAGUUCACAGGAGCAAAAAACCACUACUGUCAGACAGACUUACGAUGAUGGAGCUGCAACCCGAUUAAUGUCAACUGUGAAGCCUCUGAGGGAGCCAGCACCCUCUGAAGAUGUGAUUGAUAUUAAGCCAGAACCAGAUGAUCUCAUUGAUGAAGACCUCAAUUUUGUGCAGGAGAAUCCCUUAUCUCAGAAAAAACCUACAGUGACACUUGCAUAUGGUUCUUCUCGCCCUUCUAUUGAAAUUUAUCGACCACCUGCAAGUCGAAAUGCAGAUAGUGGUGCUCAUUUAAACAGGUUGCAAUUUCAGCAGCAGCCAAACAGUAUUCAUGCUGCCAAGCAACCUGAUACACAGAACAGCCGGGUAUAUGAAACAGGACGUUUGUGUGAACCGGAAAUGCUUAACAGCUUAGAAGAGACUUAUAGUCCUUUUUUCAGAAACAACUCAGAAAAAAUGAGUAUUGAGGAAGAAAACUUUCGGAAGAGAAAGUUGCCUGUGGUAAGUUCAGUUGUUAAAGUAAAAAAAUUCAAUCAUGAUGGAGAAGAGGAGGAGGAAGAUGAUGACUGUGGGUCUCGUACAGGAAGCAUCUCCAGCAGUGUGUCAGUGCCAGCAAAGCCUGAAAGGAGACCUUCACUUCCACCUUCUAAACAAGCUAACAAGAAUCUAAUUUUGAAGGCUAUAUCUGAAGCUCAAGAAUCUGUAACAAAAACAACUAACUAUUCUACAGUCUCACAGAAACAGACACUUCCAGUUGCUCCCAGAACUCGAACUUCUCAAGAAGAAUUGCUGGCAGAAAUGGUCCAGGGGCAAAGCAGGACCCCCAGAAUAAGUACCCCCAUUAAAGAAGAGGAAACAAAGGGAGAUAAUACAGAAAAAAGCCAAGGAACUCAACAGAGGCAGUUGUUAUCCCGACUGCAAAUUGACCCAGUAAUGGCAGAAACUUUACAGAUCAGUCAAGAUUACUAUGACAUGGAAUCCAUGGUCCAUGCAGACACAAGAUCAUUUAUUCUGAAGAAGCCAAAGCUGUCUGAGGAAAUAGUAGUGGCACCAAACCAAGAGUCGGGGAUGAAGACCGCAGAUACCCUUCGGGUACUUUCAGGACACCUUAUGCAGACACGAGAUCUUGUACAACCAGAUAAACCUGCAAGUCCCAAGUUUAUAGUGACGCUGGAUGGUGUCCCCAGCCCCCCAGGAUACAUGUCAGAUCAAGAGGAGGACAUGUGCUUUGAAGGAGUGAAACCUGUAAACCAAACUGCAGCCUCAAACAAGGGACUCAGAGGUCUCCUCCACCCACAGCACUUGCAGUUGAUGAGCAGGCAGCUCGAUGACCCAAAUGGUAGCUUUUCAAAUGCUGAGAUGAGUGAACUGAGUGUGGUCCAGAAACCAGAAAAACUUUUGGAGCGUUGCAAGUACUGGCCUGCCUGUAAAAAUGGGGAUGAGUGUGCUUACCAUCAUCCUGUUUCACCUUGCAAAGCCUUCCCCAAUUGUAAAUUUGCUGAAAAAUGUUUGUUUGUUCAUCCAAAUUGUAAAUAUGAUGCAAAAUGUACUAAACCAGAUUGUCCCUUCACUCAUAUGAAUAGAAGAAUUCCAGUACUGCCUCCAAAACCAGCAGUUGCAACACCAGCCUCACCUUCUAGUAGUCAGCUGUGCCGUUAUUUCCCUGCUUGUAAGAAAAUGGAAUGUCCCUUCUAUCAUCCAAAACACUGCAGAUUUAAUACUCAGUGUACAAGACCUGACUGCACAUUUUAUCAUCCCACCAUUACUGUGCCACCACGACAUGCCUUGAAAUGGAUUCGACCUCAAACCAGUGAAUGACAGUCCUACUUGGCAGAAGAUUGUGGAGUUUCCAUCUACUGGCAAAAAUAUUCUGCAGAACUUGUCAAACCUUUGAAACUUGGAAUAUACUGCUUUCAUUAUACGAAGUUUAUUGCCUAUCUGAAGUGUCUAAUUUUUCAAGUUUGUAAGUUUAUUAAGUGGUUUUAACAUUGGCUAUUUUUUGUUGUUUGACUAUGAAAAGACCGUUGAAGGAAAAGCUAAAUUCUAUUAAAGCAUUUGAGGCGUGUUUGUACACUGCUGUUUCAGGUUAGUGUCAGCGCUGGGGCUUCAGUGUUGCUGUGUGUUCAGUGAGAGGGGCAUCCUUACCCUAAAAAGUUGGAUUUUGUUCACUUUUCCCCAAGGAUUAAACAGAGGAGUGGCCAAAAGUGUGGAGACAGCUUAACAAAGUGAAUUUAGUUUGAAAAGCAUGAUAACAACACAGGCUUCUUGGGUUGAGUGCUGCUUUGGUUAGAUGGGUCGGGUAAAAACAGAAUGGCAAAUGCAAAAAAAAAAAAAAAAAUGAACAGUUCCUUAAAAUGCUUUCAUUUACUAUUAACAUACACUUUUUAAAUAAAUAUUCUGGGGCUGCAUUAUCACAAAAUUAUACAAAAGUUUUUUUACAAUGAUAUAUACAGAAGGUAUCAGAAAACAAACCAAACACAAGAUUAUACAUAUAUUCUCACAUUCUGAAAAAGUAACAUUUUCAGAAAUAACCACAGAAAAUUUUUUAAAUGUAAAAAUUAGAUUUAAAUAGUAUAUUUUAAAUGACUAAUUACAGAAAUCAGAUGGGUAAACUGCAAAAACAGGACUAACCUUUCGGACUACUGAAUCAGUACACAGUCUUCUGUGUGUGGUUUUUGAAAUAGUUAAGGCAAGAAGUGUCAGAUGUUUUAGAAUUAAAUAACCAACGGAUCACUGAUCUUAAAGACUUGAUGUACAGCAAUUUUUAAAAAAAUAAAGCUAAAAGUUGGCUAGAACAGAUCAAAUUAAUGCAAAAGAGAUAAAGACUCAAACAUUCUCAGGACCAAAUUAACUAUGUAAAAAAAAAAAGUUCAUUGACUAGUUAUAUACCCGAGAGAUAACAAAACAGCAUGUGUAAAAGUCCAUGUUUAAGAGCAUAAAACCAGCAGUCGUUUUGUGGCCAUUGCUUUUCCAUUGGGAGAAGAAAGAAUUAACCAGUUAUUAAACCAUCUGUAAGUUGCACUUCGCUGUGCCGAUUCCUAAGAAGAACCUUGAAACCACGGACCACGGAAGAGGAAAGACCGUGCCCAGGAUGGCACCAAGUUCUCACCGAGUUGGGCUGCGGUGACAAGACUCCUGAAUUUAAGGCGUUUGUUCAUUCCAGUGCUUAGAUUUCUUCUGCAAAGAUGUAAAGCAUCUUAAGUUGUAUUUCUAGAAAUCUAAACAGACUUUUAGUAUCACGAUUUAUAAAUGGCAUUCAGAAUUCCACUACAAAGAACACAAACGGGAAACAGGGCCUGAGUGGUUUGGUUCAGGCAUUUUACACGUCAAGAACGUGCUAAAAUCGGAUAGUUUUUGCCAUUUAAUAAACACUGCCUGGAAACCCCUUUAAGGGUUUAAUGUUACCUUUCAGCUGCUGUGUUUUACAGGCAAGUUAAGGUUGACUCUAGACCAAGUUGUCCAACACAUGUUUAAAAUGAACCACCAUCAAAAGGCAUUGCAACAAGGGAGGGAACAAGGUGGCUAGUGGAGGGGCAGCAGAUGCAGUGUGCUCUGGCGUGCGCUUAUGUACGGAAACGGGACUGAAGGGGCCAGAAAUCUCAGAUGACAAAUUGAGGAGCUUAGUCAAAUACUGCACACAAAAGUAAUUCUCUGGGUUAAAAAAAAUACAGGGCAGAAUCUUCAUAACCUGUCGUGGUUAUUCACCUUCCCUUGGCUGGAAUAAACAAGGUGGUGGUGGGAGAACUAAAAAUCAACAUGAGUUUUAGUUGUGAAACUGACAACAGUCAUUAAAGCUGGCUUAUCAGGCCGGCCACCUGGAGGAACAAAAAUGCAGCGGGGGCAUUUUUGUCCUAAAUUGUUUGCCUAAGGUUAUGAUUAGCGUUUCUACAUGUACUGUAAUAGAAAUGGAAUUUCUCUUUAGUCAAAAGCUGGGAAGCUUUGGCUCAGAAGGAAAAUUUGAACAGGCUCAAAGAUGGAGGGGGCGAGUGGGGGGAUUGUUCAGGGGAAUUUAAUUUAUUGAAUGGCUCUUUAUAAUAAUAUACAUGGACAGAAAUUUAGUAUAAGUCUAAAAUUGGGCUUAAUUUAGGAGAAUCCAUUGAUGUGAAUAUGAUCUUACGUCUCAAGCUUCUUAAUGCCUUAAUCAGUGCUUCAGACACAGCUACUGUUCAGAGCUUUAAAACUGACCAUGUUCAAUCACUGGUUAGGCUUUUUGUGAUACAGUUCAGCCUACAGUUCUGUUUUCACUAUUUACAAGGUGUUGGGCGUACAAAAUAGGUAUCAGGAAUCUUCAUGUCUGGUCAAACCAGACUGAGAUUUCCAGAAACCUGAAGGGGUCUAUUAUGCUACAAAGAUAAUUAACACAUUAAAAUAAAAUUCAUAGGACCAAUAGAGCAUCUUAAACUUUUUCACACUUAGAAAAAUAUAUUUUUAAAUAGCAAUCUACAUAAUCUCCCAUCUUCGGGAAACUACGGACAGGCUAAACAGCAAAUUCCUGAACGGCAAGUACUGAUCUUUGGCAGCAUUAAAGUGAAUAGGGAUAGAUAAAUAAAUAAGAGUUAAGCCCUAAUCCACCAAAAAGGAAUUUUAAUGGACAAGCUUUACAAGUGGACUUGUAUUCAUUCUUUUUGGAGGUCAGCCUAUGGGGUGGCAUACAUCUAAUAAAUUUUCCAGUAGAGAAAAAAGCUAUAAAAAUUUUAUUUCAAGAGCUUACUAAAUUGUUCGACUUUGUAAAUAAAUGUGACCUUGAACAC